Molecule: messenger RNA, 4626 nt
Organism: Pygocentrus nattereri (red-bellied piranha)
Lineage: Eukaryota; Metazoa; Chordata; Actinopteri; Characiformes; Serrasalmidae
Gene: nlrc3l1
Product: NLR family, CARD domain containing 3-like 1
Exons: 5
Coding region: 1248-3566 (772 amino acids)
Source: RefSeq, a predicted model, not a curated record
GGGGAUGGAGACUGGAUCCGACAACAGCCUGCCGUUUGGACACGGUGCUUCCGCUUUCGGCAGCGAGGACGGGGACGUGGAGGAUGUUAUUCCAGAAAGGAGACUGUCUCUUGAUCUGAGACACUGGGAACCAACAGCAGACAGGUAAACGUAUUCCCAUGCACGGUGAGUGAAAUCAUGAUUACCUGCAGCAAGAAAGGUCUAAUACCAGUGCGUAAGUGGAAAUGGUUUUACUGGACACGCAAAUAUGACACCUGCUGGUCAAACCAGGAAACCGGCAGCAAUGUCCCAGCUACAGUCCUGUAGACCAGGAUUCCCGAAUCCCAGUACUGGUGACCCUGCAUUCUGCACACUUUUGUUACCGGGCGCAGUAAAUGAGGCAUUUAAUUAGUUGAUGAGUUGAAUCAGAUGAGCUUGAUGAGACAAAGCACAUGCGAAGUGUUGGGUCACCAGGACUGGCCAUCGGUAGACCACACUGCGCAGCUUUGUGUUUUCCUGCUCAAACAGAUCAUCCCAAAAAGGCCUUACAAUAAGGAAUAAUUAUGAAUAGACAUUAUGUAGACAUUAUACAUACAUAUACAUAAAGGUAGUAGAAUCAUUAUUAUUUAUUGUAUUUAAAUAUCAUUUUUUAUGUAGUAAUAACUAAGGAAUAAAGGUGGGAAAGCAAAGGUGAUACUACACUGAGAAUUGCAUGCAUUGAUUUCACUUCAUUCGAUUCCACAUUAAAUAAUAAAUUACACCCACGCAGUUUUGUCUUGUGGGGCACUUACCCCUGGCAAUAAUUGCCCUGAUGUGAUAUAAUUUAUUGGGGAUUGCACAAUGAUAAAGAAACAGCAUUGGUAUCUGCAGAUGUUGAAAUUUCUCUAAUAUUUUAAACCAUAUUUGAUGAUAUAUUUAUUGUACAUCGGAGGAGCAGAAUGUUUAACCAAUGCUGGAUAACGGACUUAAGCUGUCAGCCUUCUAUUAAUUUGGCUGCGUUUGUUAGCCUGUUGAAAUAUCAGCAUUGGAAUCAGCAUUAGCAGAUACGUAGAUGAAGAAUAUUGGAUAUUAGUAUUGGCUCACAUUUCUCUUAUUGCUGUAAAAUCAAUGCAUUAUUUUGUCCAGUGUACAAGACAGGAGCUGGGAAACACUGAUCUUGAAUUUUGCAUUCUUAAAACACAUUAGGCAACUCUUGAUUCAGUACUAUGAUUAUUACUGAAGUACUUAUUCUAAGACUUAUUUAGUAACUAGUAUGAAUUGCUCAGUAAAUGCUAACUUUAUCUGUAAACUGUAUAGUUAUGAAAGUGAGGAAUUGGUCUUUGGGGUUUAAACAAUUAAUAAUAGACAACAGAGUUUGUAACCAUACCCUGGGUAUCAAGUGUGCCUCAUAUUUUCUUCCCCUUAUCAUAAAUAUUUUCCUCAGGUAUGAUGUAGAAAGAGCUGCAUCACCUGCCCCAAGUUACGUGUCAAUGCACAGUGAUGGCUGGUCCUUCAGCAUGUCAGAAACAGAGGCUGAUGAAGAAGCUCCACAUGGUGUUACACAGGUCCACCUGGAGAGAGCGAACUCUUCAGCAUCAAGUAGCUUCUCAUUGUGCAGUGAUGAGGGAGUGGAAGGCGAGAGCAAGCCUGAACGAAAGUCACGGAAAAAAUCUUGCAGCCAACCAAGUGCUGCUCCUCCUCUCCCAAAACCAGAGUUACAAAAAGAUCCUAAUGAGAAGAGACACCCUGCACUUACUGUUGAGUUUGCUUUCAAGGCCCUCCAAAGCUGCCUGCAGAAACUUACUGCAGAUGAGUUGAAAAGCUUCAAACACAAUUUGUGGAAGCGCUACCCAGAGUGCUUUCGAGAUCCACUAGAUGGCUUGGAUAUAGUUGAUGUUGUAGAUAAAAUGCUAGAGAUCUGUGACAUUGAAGUGUCUUUGAAGAUCACACACAUAGUCCUGAGAGAAAUGAACUUAAAGAAGGUGGCUGACUACCUGCAAGGGCUGUGUAAAAGAAAUGAAGUCCGUUAUGAGUUGAAAUUGACUCUGAAAAGGAAAUACGAGAACAUUUAUGAAAGCCUGGCCCAGCAAGGACAACAGACCCUUUUUGACUCUGUUUACACGGACAUCCACAUUACAGAUGGUGCAAAUGCUGCAAUAAACAGUGAGCAUGAGUAUAGACAGAUAGAGGAGCUCCAGGAGUGUGGCCGUGGCACGAAAGAGGUGGUUUCUUGCAAGGACAUCUUCAGCCCUGAGGUUGUGAAGUCAAGGCAUGUAAGGACAUUGUUAACUAAAGGUAGUCCAGGGAUUGGGAAAUCAUCUGUAGUUCAGAGGUUUAUUCUAGACUGGGUAGAGGGGAAAGGACACCAUGAUGUGUUCUUUCUAAUCCCUUUGCCAUUCAAGGAGUUGAACCAGAUGGCGGAUGACAAAAUAGGCUUCAUGGAUUUAAUCUGCAGGCUCUACCCAGAAAUGAAGGAAGUGGAUACUCUUGACUUCGACGACUGCCGUGUGAUGUUCAUCUGUGAUGGCCUGGAUGACUGCGCGGUUCCCAUCGACUUUCGCAGAACUGCAUACUGGUGUGAUCUCAAUGAACCAACGACACUAAAAAUUUUAAUCACCAAUCUGAUAAGGGGAAAUCUGAUGUACUCUGCCUAUGUUUGGGUCACCACACGACCUGUGUCAAUCAAUCUCAUUCCUGCAGAAAGCAUCCACCAGUUACAUGAGGUUCGUGGCUUUACAAAUGAACAGAGGGAAGCCUAUUUCAGGAAGGUAAUCACAAACAAAGAGCUUGCAGAGAGAGUUAUUGCUUAUAUCAAGUCCUGCAAGACGCUCUACUUGAUGUGCCACAUGCCACAGUUCUGCUGGGUGGUGCACAAUGUGCUUCAGAGAGAUCUCCAAAACCUGCCAGCAGGGACAGAGCUCCCCAAGGCAAUUACUCAUUUCUACACCAACCUGCUGCUGAUGCACAUUGGCAUGCGCAGCCAGAGACUGCAAAACAGCACGAAAGAAGAGUCUGUUCUUAGUGACCAGGAUUUCCUCAUGAAACUUGGGAAGAUGGCCUUCCAGUUAUUGGAGAAGAAUGUGUUCAGGAUCGAGAAAGAGCACUGGACAGAAUGUGGUUUGCACGUCCGAGAUGCUGUGGUUAUUGCAGGCCUCUGCACUCAGUUCUACAGAGAGAAGUUUGUGAUGUAUCAAGAGAAAGUAGACUGCUUUAUUCAUCCGACUAUGCAGGAAUACAUAGCUGCUCUUUAUGUUUUCCUUUCUUUCAAGAACAAUGGAAAGAACGUUGUAGAAGGUCACAAGUUCAAAAUGUUCUCGAGUUCAAAGGAGGGCUCUCUGGUAGAGCUGCAUAAAAGUGCUAUAGACAAAGCACUGCAUGCCAAAAAUGCUAACUAUGACAUCUUCCUGCGUUUUCUCCUGGGCAUGUCAGUGGAGGCCAAUCAGGACUUGCUUAGGAGCUUCCUUUCCAGCACAAGCCUUAGCAUGCAAGCCCGAGAAGAAACGGCACGCUACAUCAGAAAGAAGAUUAAGGAGAAUCACUAUCCUGAAAAGAAUGAAAACCUUCAGCAAUGCUUAGAUGAACUUUUUCCUCAGCCCCAACGGCACUGAACAUGUUCUCUAAAUUGGAAAAGGGAUAUCGUUGUGUGACAUUGCUCUGUGCCUUGUUGAUUGCUUCAUAUUUAUUAUUGGCUGCUGUUUAGUAGCAUAGGAUCCUUAGAUAGCCUUAGCAUAAUUUGCUUUCGUAACUGUGAAUGUAUAACUGCUGAUGUGACUUCAGUGUAAGAAGAAUUAUCUUCAGCAGUGUUCCUGAUUCGUUCUUAUGGAGCAAGCAGUAUGUUAAGUGCUACAUUUUCAUCCAAGCUCAGCCACUACAACAUUUGCUUAUUUUCUUACUGUGUUGAUAUGUUGCAUAUCUUUGCAGAAUUUUAAAAUGUCAACUUCAGUCAUCUUGCCAGUUUCCACCAUACUUGAUUUUACCAUACAUCUUUGAGGCCAGAGCCUAGCACAGAUGCUUCCUCUGAUCUGUAGGCAUCUUAUCAUAUGUGUAAUCUAAUUGCCACAGUGUUGUUAAGCAUUUUGAAGUGCAUGGAAGUCAAGGCUAUGUACCCAACACUGACAUAUCCAGUCAUGCAUGUAUGAGUGAGCUAAUGACAGGAGAAAGAAGGACGCUGCCUUUUUUUUUUCAGCUCCAGUUCUAGACAUUUGCAAAAUAAUCUACAUUCUACUCCUUUAAAACUUGUUCUGUUGCAGCCUUUUUCCUCCUUCUUGGUUUUCUGUCACUUAGUCUUUAGCAGAUCAGGAAUAUGCUCAUCAACAGCAGUGUAAAUCGCUAGCUAAUUGGAAAGAGAAAUAAACUGGUGUUCAGUAUAGCUCUAUAGCUCAUGUAUUUCAGGAAGGGAUAAGCUAGUUAUAUUGCAGUUCAGACAGCACUAACAGUCUGGUUUUUGGAUAACUGCUUUUAUUCGUGCUUGCUUCCAAAAUUCCCAGUAUGUUACUUCACGUAUGGUGUUUGACUACUUAAUACAUAGAGAGGUAUUCACCUUCAAGUGAAAUUCUGAAGGGUGCACUGUUAGUGUACACUGCUAUUCUAUAUAGAAACACAAGUUUCUUUAACUAUGGCAUGCAUGAGCCUAUGUCAUUUUCAAGACAAUAAAGACUUUUCUUAAUA